GUUGACUGGUGCUCCUGUUGCCGUUGCGGUGUUUUUGUGAUGAUUUUUUUUAAAACACAAAAAUUUUGACCUCGUCCAGCUCAGUCUACUGACAACGGUCGGUCGGUACGCAUGUGCCUUAGAUCUUUCAACCGAAAUACGAAACGAAUAUAGAAAAGUAACAGUCGUCCUUCCUCCCGACGGUACGAGUGGUGUGAAGUUUCAUUUAAAGUGCGCAGAGCCGAUAUUUGGUUUGUACGAUUCGUUUUAGUAUCAGUCCAACAGUGAACGUAGAAAAUCUCAUGUUAUAUUAAGAAAGAGACAAAGUGAAUUCCGAAUAUUAUAAUCCGUCGAAGAUACUCCAGUGUGGUGAAAGUGAAAAAACUUCAAAAAUUGCGCACGAACUUGAGUUAUGGACCAUAAUCAGGUGACGGAGGCCUCGCUCGAGAUAUGGCGCACACUACCGGCCGCGAUCCGGCAGGACCCCAGUCUGGCCUCGUUCCGGCAGGAGCACGAGCGAUUGCACGGUCCCGAUGACGAUCCGCUGCCGAACGAUGACGGUUCGGCAGACGACGGCGAUGACAAUAGUAAGGAGUUUAUCACAAUCAAGGUCACAAACCCCAGCCAGAAUGGUGACGGAACGGACAGUGUCAGUGGUAAACUGACGGCGACGACGACAGCGACGGCCACCCCUUCACCCCGCCCUAGCAACAAACACCACCAGAAUGGAGAGAAACACGGUGGCCACAAUACGACCAUGGACGGAGGCGAACCGGACGAGCACGAGGUCACCAUGCAGAGUAUGCACGGUCACGCGCAUCCCCAACAAGGGAAGGUGUUUGGCUACGUCAAGAUCUCCAUACUGUUGGUUGUGUGGCUCAUCUUUACCGGGUUUCUGAUGUCUAAGAACGAGAAGGAACUGGAACCACGUCAAAUGUCCAUCCCUGAGGGAAGAAUCAGAACGUAUAUUCUACCAGACACACCCCCUGGAUCAAGGGUAGGAAUCUACCUCAAAGGUGCCUUUCUCAACGACCAACAGCACAAUAUGACGAGCAAUUACGUCUCAGUGAAUCUGCAACUGCUCUAUACCCAUAGCAAUAGCUCUAACCUCACGUACAUCCAAGAGCAUGAUGUUAAGCAUGUCGAGAACAUUACCGAUGCCUGGUUAAUACCGAUGCCAAUGGAUCCCGACCAGAUAGAUCGGAUGGAGGAGAUCACGCGAAAACACGUAUUCGACAUCGGCACCGCGAAUCAUAAAAAGGUUAACAACGGGAAGGCGGUCAUUCGUGUGCACCUGUCGAGCAACGUGGAAGCCGACGUUCCCGCUCUAUUCACCUACGAUUCGACACCCAUCGACAAGGAAACGGGCGUCAUCUAUGCUGCGAUAGUACUGCUAGGACUGUACGUUCUCAUUAUUUGGGAAAUAGUGAACCGUACCUUUGCAGCCAUGCUGGCUUCCACGUUGGCGAUCGGUGUGCUCGCGGCUCUCGACCAAAGGCCCAGUAUGCCAAAGUUGAUCUCGUGGAUUGACGUGGAAACUUUGCUCCUGCUGUUCGGAAUGAUGAUCAUGGUCGCGAUCCUCUCGGAGACCGGUAUCUUUGACUUUUUGGCAGUAUAUGCCUACCAAGUGACUAACGGUAGGGUAUGGCCGCUGAUCAAUUGUUUGUGUAUUUUCACGGCCGUACUAUCGUCCUUCCUGGAUAACGUUACUACCGUACUUCUAAUGACACCGGUCACGAUACGAUUAUGCGAAGUAAUGGAACUAAAUCCAGUGCCGGUGCUGAUGUCGAUGGUGAUCUACUCGAACGUCGGAGGCACACUGACACCGGUUGGUGAUCCACCAAAUGUCAUCAUUGCCUCCAACAGUCACAUUGCGAAGAAUGGAGUCAAUUUCGCCACUUUCACACUGCACAUGGCAAUCCCCAUCGCGAUCGUCAUGGUGACCACAUACUUCCAGCUGCGCAUGAAGUUCAAAACGAUCAGUGAUCUGCGGUUCAGCGAACCUCAGGACGUUCAGGAAAUCCGUCACGAAAUCGCCGUCUGGCAACGUGCAGCCGCGUCGCUAUCGUCCUAUUCCAAGGACGAAGAUCUGGUACGCGAAACGCUGCUCAAAAAGGUAAACAAGUUGUCCCGAUCACUGAAGAAGAAACUAGUCAGCGGUUCGGUGCCGGUCGAGUACAAAGCCACGCUGGAGGAACUCAAGACCAAGUACCCGAUCAGAAACAAGGUGUUGCUGGUGAAGUCCGCAGUUACACUGGCCUUCGUCAUCACAUUCUUCUUCUUGCAUUCGGCACCAGAUAUACAGAAGCUGUCUCUCGGUUGGACCGCCCUGCUGGGAGCCGUACUGCUUCUAAUUCUUGCCGAUAGGGAAGACAUCGAAUCGGUGAUUGCCCGCGUCGAGUGGUCCACCCUGCUGUUCUUUGCUGCCUUAUUCAUCCUGAUGGAAACGCUCGCCGAGCUCGGGCUGAUCGAAUGGAUCGGAAAGCAGACGGAGAAUGUUAUUAUGUCCGUAUCGGAAGAAUCUCGCUUAGCUGUUGCCUUAUUACUCAUUCUCUGGGUUUCUGCCUUGGCUUCUGCCUUCGUCGACAACAUCCCGCUGACGACGAUGAUGGUCAAGAUCGCAAUCGGCCUAGCCGAGAACGAAACUCUGGGUCUGCCCCUUCAACCACUGGUUUGGGCACUCGCAUUAGGAGCCUGCUUGGGAGGAAACGGUACUUUGAUCGGUGCCUCCGCCAACGUAGUGUGUGCCGGUGUUGCUGAGCAGCACGGUUACAGAUUUACAUUCAUAGAAUAUUUCAAGGUCGGUUUCCCAGUAAUGAUCGGCAGCAUAAUCGUGUCGACCGUGUAUCUUCUGUUUGCCCACGUUGUCUUUACCUGGCAUUGAUCCGCUAGGUAACAGAAUCUUCACUGUAAUCGAAUCCUCGUGCGCUGCCAUAAUUAAUCGAAGGUCGUCGUUCGAGGUCUUUUGGAGCAUAUCGGCGAAAUUAAAUUACACAACACAGAGAAGAUUCCGCACGAAAGUUUCCCAGAGCACCAGACCGUGCGCGACUGGAAUGAAUGAAACAAAUGAUGUGAUAUCCUUCCGAAAUCCCAAUCAGCUGUUUAGAAUUAACUCUACUGUAUAGAUUACUGAUCAUUAGCGAAUUAGGAACAAACAGCAGACUACGGCGCACACAUAACUAAGAGCUAGCCGAACUCUCCGCCAAGCGGACAAUUUGUCAAUUUCAACCGUAUGAUUGAACCCUCCCUACCGAAAACUAAACAAAAUUACGCUAAGAUGCCCGAGAAGACUUGGCACAUCAUAGUGAGUGUCAAACGAGUGUCAGGUCCCCGCAAUAUGCAUAGGAACACACCACCAUUAUCGACCCAAGGUCCUUCUCAACCGUUUUAAAUCUUUUUUUUUGUUUCGCUGCUCGUUAACUCAUUAGAUCACUUGUUCGUUACAAACUAGUUGCUAAUUAAUCAUUUUGUUUUGUUUUGUAUAGAGUAUUUACAAACUAAAGUGUUAAAACUAGAUACGUAGUAUCUCUACUAAAUUAUAUAUUUGAGUUAGUUAGUUCAAAAUAGCUAGAAAAUUAGCUGAUUACAAAUACAACUGUAUCAUAAAUAUAUUAUUUAAUAAAAGAAAAUUUAAAAAUAAAGAAAAGUGAAACGACAUUCCAAAAAAAUGAAACUAAAAGGAAAGUAAAAAAAUGUCUGAAAGCAUGCGAAUGGCGUGUGCAUUGAAGAAUACAGAGAAACCGUCACAUUUAUGAUUGGGGUAUAUUAAAAGAAAUCAAAUAUACUGUUGGCAGCGAAUAAGAGGCGAUAUUCAACGCAACUGCAAUUGUGAGCGAAACACUCAUCACGAAUGAUGUUAAUAGUCAAAGAAUAAUAAAUUAAAUCUAGUGCUAAAACUGAACAAACUAGUGUUAUUCAAAAGGAUUACUGUUUAAAUUUAAAUUAGCCUUGCGCAAUGAUUCAUAUUUAAGUAGAAAAAGUUCGUUUAGAUUACGUUUCGGGCCUGGUUACCAGUUUUGCCGCAACUGAACACAUCAGAACAACAGCGGGCGGAAUGGAUCAAAGUGGCAUCCGGUGUUGAAGAGAGAAGGGAACAACAAAUCGAAUUUAAGCUCGUGGCCAUAGACCCACACUAAAACUCAAUAAGAAAAGACGUUGAUGAGAUGAAGAAGUUUUUGUGAAGUUCUUACGUCGUUACAUAAGUCGAAUCAUCAGUGAUGAUUCAUCACACGAAAAUAGUAAAACAAUACAAGGAAUGAUAAUAUGUCACGACCACGAGUUGUGACAAUUGAAGAAACAACAUGGAAGCAUAACGGAAUGAAUGAUGUUUGGAAAUGUGUAUCUGAAUCAAUGCAAAAUAAUAAAAAAAAGGUGUUAAUAAUAUGCAUUUAAA
Messenger RNA from Armigeres subalbatus, 4372 nucleotides. RefSeq names its product P protein (gene hoe1). Gene Ontology annotation, biological process: transmembrane transport. The record is from RefSeq and is a predicted model, not a curated record. Gene Ontology annotation, cellular component: membrane. NCBI's taxonomy places the organism in Eukaryota, Metazoa, Arthropoda, Insecta, Diptera, Culicidae. The transcript has 12 exons. The coding region runs from base 392 to 2863 and encodes 823 amino acids.